This is a messenger RNA of Mercurialis annua (annual mercury), 2102 nucleotides long. RefSeq lists its product as uncharacterized. The transcript is spliced from 7 exons. Lineage: Eukaryota; Viridiplantae; Streptophyta; Magnoliopsida; Malpighiales; Euphorbiaceae. The record is from RefSeq and is a predicted model, not a curated record. Bases 118 to 1845 code for a protein of 575 amino acids.
UUAACAAAAAAAAACAGAAAAAAAAAAUCCACCGACUGGAGUAAGAACGAGAUUCUUUCAGAAGCUGCAUUAGAAGUAACCACACACACAGAGAAAACAACAACAAGAACAAGAAAAAUGAGGCGGUGGUCGUUAUCUUACGGAUCCAAACGGAGAAGAUUAAUAUCCGUACACUCGUUCAUCAUCACCGUAGCAUUAAUCUUCUUCUCCGGCGUCGGUUUACUGUAUUUCACGCUUAGAUCCGACGAUCCACCAAACGACAGCGUUUUCCACCUCCAACAGCAAUUGCUAGAUUAUCAGACUGCUGCUGCUGAUGAUACUAAUAUUUACAUAACCUCCGCCUCUUAUCCAACCGGCAGCGUAACGGAGAUGGAUAGAAUUAGAUACAGGAAUAGCAGUGCAGCUGGUUCGAAAUCUUGCGCUACCGUUGAAGAAAUGGGAGAGAGUUUCAACGGCGGUGACGUGUGGAAGGAGAGCCUACGUGUCAGGAGUAUUAUUCACCGCCACUUCGCCGUCAACGGUGCUUCGAUGGUCCGAGAUUUUCCUCCGGAACAGUUCUGCAGACAUGGUUUUGUUUUGGGGAAGGCAUCAGAAGCAGGCUUUGGAAAUGAGAUGUAUAAGAUCUUGAAUGCUGCGGCUUUGAGCAUAUUGUUGAACCGGUCCCUGAUCAUUGGGCAGACUAGGGGUAAGUAUCCUUUCGGAGAUUAUAUAUCUUAUUCCAAUCAUACAUUCACUUUGAAUGAAGUCAAACAUCUGUGGAGACGAAAUGGCUGUCUAAAGAAAUAUGGAAGGCAUUUGGUUAUAAGGAUUGAUGAUUUUGAUAAGCCAGCAAAAACAGAUGUCCUCUGUAGUAAUUGGAGAAAGUGGGAGCAACCUAUUAUAUGGUUUCAGAAUACAACAGAUGCUGUGGCUAGUCAAUUUUUCUCGAAGAAUGUGCAUGCAGAAAUGAGUAAUGCUGCUUUUGAUUUAUUUGGACGGACGGACCUUCUCCAAUCUAGGCCUAAUGUUUUUGGGGAGCUGAUGAAAUUUCUUAUCUCCCCUUCUGAAGAUGUUACAGCAGCUGUUAACUUGGUACUUGGAGGUGGAAAAAAUCCUGAUAUAUCACUGCAUAUGCGGAUGCUAAUGAACAGGCCUGUGAGAGCCACAGGAGCAGCAUUUAAUUGCAUCACCAAAGCCAUACAAAAAUUACACCAGAAUUCGAAACCUAGAAUGGUUUUAGUAUCAGAUACUCCAUCAUUCAUAAGCAGUAUUCUUCCGAACAUAAGCGAGCUUGCAGAGGUUCUUUAUUUCGAUUAUAAACAUUUCCAAGGAAAUGUCUCUCUAGCUAUCAAUAUGUCACCGGGUUUAGAGUUUAGAGCGAAGGACUGGGGCCCUGCACCCAGAUGGGUUGCCUUUGUGGACUUCUUUCUGGCAUCGCGUGCAAAGCAUGCUGUUAUUUCUGGUGCACACAGACGUGUCGGAACUACCUAUGCACAACUAAUUGCAGCGCUGGCUGCAGCUAACCACCUAAAAGAAAACUCAACUGGUUCAAGUUUUUCAUUCUUGAGCAGCUUCCAAAGUAAUUUACUAACAGAUGGUUUAAGGCUACAGGUUGGUUGGGGACAUGUUUGGAAUAGAUUUGCCGGUCCUUUGAGUUGUCAUAACCAAUCCAAUCAAUGUGCUUUGACACCUCUUCUCCCUCCAGCUUGGUGGGAUGGUCUUUGGCAAUCUCCAAUCCCUCGAGACGUCCGUAGGCUAGCAUUACUCGGAGUCAAACUAUCCGGGUUUGGGACAGUUGAUGAAGAUCAUCUACGAUCUGUCUGUAGUUCAAAGAAAAGUACAGUAAAAACUAUAAUGAUUAUAUGAAAUUUGAUUCCUGCAGUUGCAUUUUCCUCUUUUAAGGGGAAAGAAAACGGAUUCAGGCGAAAACCGAGAUGCUUGAUUGAGCGAGCUGGUAUCUGCAGGAGAGGAGAAGAUUGAUGUGAUCAAAGAAAUUUUCAUUUCCUCUGUUGUGAGAUAUGUGCCAAAAUUUAAAAAAAUUGUUUCCUUGUAACAUAGCAUUUAUUUCCUAAACCAUAAUUAUUCAUUUCACCUUUUACUCUUGGGUGAAGCUUUUAUUUUUC